AUCAUUAGUAGUGGUGGAGAUAACGUGGGAAGUUGCACGUUGACGAUGGAUUUGCACUUCCGUAUUUUUCGUAAACAAAACGCAAGAUAGGCUUUGUCUUUACUUUAGUGCUUAUCUCAUUUCCGCAACGAAAAAGCCCAUUCUUUUACGCUCUUAUUUCGUGAAGACCCAAGCUCGAAAUUAGUUUACUUCCGUCAAUAAUCCUUUAGUUACUAGCGAGUGGUCUCCUCGCCUCACACAGUUCACUCGUACUCGCCAACCCCAGCUCCGUCGCGUCGCCAACUGACGAGUUUCGUUGAGAAUCCCGACCACUGUGGGGGUGAUGCAGAUUGUAAUGUAAGCGAGUUCAUUAAAAAUCUUGCCAAAAUGGAUUCAAGGGAAGCACUAGUAAGACAAAGAAAGAAUGUCCAAUCUGACAAGGGUAAGACGUCUGUUGAUUCUCACCAAACUGAGCCAGCUAAAAAAGAUCAUGGGAAAGAAGACUUGAUUCAAGAUGAUGAUGCUGUCGAUGGUGUAGAUUGGAAAUGUGGGAUGGUAAUUCUGCUUCUCGUAUUUGCGAUUGUGUUUUUAGGCAGCAUGACUCUUGGAUCUAGAUUUGCCCUUCCAAUCUCUCUAUUUAGCAGAGCGAACGUGAAUGAUCAACCAAUGGGACAAAUGGAACAGAAAUCAAAUCCAAUGUUUCGGGACCAAAAACCAAGUGAAAGUCGUUCGUUUCUUCAAGGUCAUGAUGAUAGUCAUGUCUGGGAAGCUAAUGAUGAUGAAAUCUCAAUGGAUGAAAUUCUGGAGCAUUCCAAAGAUCAGAGGAUAAAUGGAAAGGCGAAAUUGAAGGAAGAUGUCCCGAAAAUCGAGUUGGACAAACCCACAAUUCUCUGGUGGACUGAUUCUUUGUUUCCCCAUGCUCAUCGAGGUCACAUCUCAGAAAUUAACUGUGGAGAGCAUACUUGCCUGUCAACAAGUGAUAAAAAGGUGUUACCAGACCCACUGACAAGAGGCAUUUUAUUCUAUGGAACAGAUUUCAGAACAUAUGAGGCGCCUCUCCCGAGAAAACCGUGGCAUGAAUGGGCACUCCUUCACGAAGAGUCGCCAAUGAACAAUUACGCCUUGGUUCAUGGGAUGAGACUUUUUAACCACACAGCAACUUUCAAAAGAAUAUCAGACUACCCGAUCACAACGCAUUCUCUUACAAAUCUUGAAUAUUUAACUGAAAGAAAACCUGUUCCGAUUGAAGUAAAGAACAGAUUACGAAAAAAUAAAUUUGCGCCAAUUCUCUAUGUGCAGUCUCAUUGUGAUGUGGCAGCAGACAGGGAUAGAUUUGUCAAGGAGCUUAUGAAACAUAUCAAGGUUGAUUCGUAUGGUCAAUGCUUGAACAACAAGAAGAUUCCCGAACAUCUGAGCGAUCCUGUUGAUUCAAUGGAAUCUGAACAGUUUUAUGAUUUCAUCUCAAAAUACAAAUUCCACCUUGCUUUUGAAAAUGCCAUCUGCGAUGACUACAUCACCGAGAAGUUCUUUCGACCAUUUCACGUCGGAUCUGUGCCGAUCUACAAGGGGUCCCCUUCAGCCCAAGAUUGGGCUCCAAGCAAGAAAUCAUUCAUCAAUGUUGACCAAUUUGACUCCCCGGAGCAGCUUGCUUACUUCAUCGAACUCCUAGAUACAAAUGAUGACAUUUACUUAGAUUAUUUAUCAUUCAAGGAAAGAGGUAUCACCAACAAGGCUCUGUUAGUUAACAUGAACGAUCGUGACUUUGCAAUCAAUGAGUGGAAUCGGCACAGCUUCAUCUCAGGAUUUGAGUGUCAUGUUUGCAAGAAAAUAUCUGAGAGGUACAAAGCAGAGCUAGACCCUAGUCGGCCUGCCCCGGAGAAGAAGAUGGGAGAUAACUCUCACAUGGGAUGUCCUCCACCCGAGCCAUCGGUCGGAGACAUUGCAGAUAUACCUGCAAUUGAUGGGAUUCACAAUUGGAUACAAGACUAUUGGGGAAUGAGAGACCAGGUGGUGGCACUGGAGGAAAUGAUCAAAAAUGGUGAAAAAGACUCAUCAAAACUCUUUGAAUUCAUGGAGAAAAUCUAUUAUGACAAUGACAACCAUCAGCCUUGAUGAAGAAAUCUGCCUGGGGAGCAUUUCAUAAAACUAUUAGGCUGUUAUAAACUACUGAAACCCUUGCAUCUGAUUUGCUGAGAGCAAAGUGGUCUGUGAUAUGCACUGACAAUAACCUUCCUGAAAUGCUCCACUGAAGGGUAUGAUUUGUUAGUAUUUAAGUCUAGUGCCUUACCUAUUACACAAACCUUUAUAUUUAAUUGCAAAUAAGUAUAAGCAAAACAAAAUCAUUCCGAUUGAAUGCUGGUAUUAAAGAUUAGAGAUUAUUAAAGACAUUUUGAUAAAUAUUUUAUCAAAAUGUGCAUGUAACAACAAUAUAUAUGCUAUUUUGCAAUUGAUUUUUUAUAGAUAUUUGUGUAAUUGGGCCCUGAAUAAUUUUUAGGGUAGGGCUAAGAAUUGCUGUUCUGUCUUCAUCUUACAGAAAAUUAUGUUCAUGAAUUAGCAUUUUCAACCCCAAAAAGUGCCAUACUAGUAAUGCAAAAAAGUAUGGGGUAUGACCUUAGCAUCCCCCCCCCCACUUAGUUGGCAUAAAAUAUUCAGAGCCAUUUUUAUGACUGAUUGUUUUAUAGACCCAAACUUGUGCUUCUUACAGAGCAUAUAGAUAUCGCAAUGUACAUAGUUAACCAAUAUAGGAGUAAGUACGAAAGCUAAGUGAUAACAUACAUCUAACAUCACCCUUCCCCACUAUUACUUUAAGAAUUUUUAUGCAUCUUAUGCUCAUAUCUUCAUAGGGGUUUCGGGGGCAGAUGUAGUUUUGACUUUAAAUGUAUAACAUGUAUGCCUCAUUUAGGUAAAUGUACAUGUAUAUGAAGUGCAAUUAUAAUAAAGAACAAUAUAUUCACUGUAUUUUUGUAAUACAUUUUCCCCCACUCCAGGUGAGUUUUUGUGGCAUUUCAUCAUUUUUCUUGAAAUAUCUUGUGAUGUAGGUAUGCAAUAUUACUAAAGAAAUCUAUGCUAUUACCAUAUUGUGUUGUUUUUUUGCAUUUUGCGGUAAGGAACACUGCAGUUCAUGUGAUUAUUUUAGUAUUAACAUUCAAACUUUCUACAUACUGGUAUCUUUCAAGUACAUUUGCUCAAAUUCACAAAGGUGUUUUUUAAAACCAUCGGUUGAACCCAUGGUAUAUACAGGCUUCCUCUGUAAAUUACGCUUAAUUUACCAGUAUACUGAAAAGUGUCCGAUAAAGAUGCGCACUUUUGUCACAGUACGCUAUUUUAUUCUGGAGUCUUUUUUUUCAUUAAAGGACAAAUCCACCCUAACAAAAAGUUGAUUUGAAUAAAAAGAGAAAAAUCCAAUAAGCAUAACACUGAAAAUUUCAUCUAAUUCGGAUGUAAAAUAAGAAAGUUAUGACAUUUUAAAGUUUUGCUUAAUUUCACAAAACAGUCAUUUGCACAUCCUGGCUGGUAUGCAAACGAGGAGACUAUUAGGUCAUCCACUCACUAUUUCUUUUGUAUUUUAUUAUGUGAAAUAUAAAAUAUUCUAAUUUUCUCCUCAUUGUCAAGUGAUACAAUGAUUAAUUCCUCCCUGAACAAGUGGAAAUGGCAUUGUUUAAUACUAUAUGUUUCAGUCAAGUUGGCCCUUAUUGUCAAAUCUGUAAAAAACGAAAUAUUGUAUAAUUCGAACAAUAAAAAACAAAAGAAAUAGUGAGUGAUGGACAUCAUCGACUGACUCACCUCGUUGUGCAUAUCACUGUUUUGUGAAAAAUAAGCGAAACUUUAAAAUGUCAUAACUUUCUUAUUUUACAUCUGAUUUUGAUGAAAUUUUCAGCACUAUGCUAGUUUGAUUUUUCUCUAUUUAUUAAAAUCAGCAUUUUGGGGGUGGACUUGACCUUUAAUUAGUCCAUUGUACAAAACAGUACAAAACCACCUUUGUGAAUUUGGGCCAUUAUGAUUUUGUACAUGUACCUUGCAUACAACGCAAAUUGCCAUCAUGGAGGAGAUUUUCCAUUGUAUGGGAGGCCUUUAAUUGCAACAUUCGGAGAGCAAAGUCACUUUUCAAAAGGGCACAUUUUUAUAUUACAGUGAAAUGGGAAACAUGAAAAGGAUGUAUGCAAAAUAACCAACUUAUUGCCAGGGUGAUCUUAUCAUCUUCCCCUGGUAUGAGAUCAUGAUAAUCACUGGGUACAAUAACUCUCCUUUCUCACAUUGGAUAAUUUCAAUUGGUGCUAUUAGAGUGAUGGCUGAGUAAGUAAUAAAGCUAACGUGCUUGCCAAAAUGUUAAAGAACAAAUAAGUGCCUUGAGCAUAAUGUGUAUAUGCAUGUGGUAGAAUUGAUAAUAUUGAAAUUUAUCUUCUUUUUUUUUUCUUUUUUUGUACAGUUUUACCUUUUUGUGUGUAAAUGUAUAAAUGUACAAUUUAUUCCCUUACAUGAAUACUUGGAUGUGAAUUUGUUUUUCUUUUGGAUGUAUAAUGUUCUGGAAACAGUAUACAUGUAUACUUCAUAAUUCCUCUGCAGAGCUGUCAACUCCAUUUAGGCCAGAUAAAGCUGAACUUGGGCCCGUUUUGUGUACGUCAGCAAGGAAUCGGGGUCUACCAUUGUUUGAGUUAAACCCAGUUCAGAAUUCGGGCCACUGGGUUUGCAAAUUGGCAGUGGAAACCUAGUAUUAUUGAGCAAUUAACCAACUUAGAAUUUAUUUCAAAAUUUCACUUCCAUUUUCAUGGGUGUCUAUAAUUUCUCAACCUGUGUUUUGGUGAAUUUUAAAGUCUUCCAAGCAUGUACUGUCUGUGCAAUCCAUAUUACUGUAGCAAAUGAACUGUGUACAUUUUUGUAUGAUGUAAGAGUCAAAGGAACAAUUUUUAUAUGAUCAGUCAACAGUUUUAUUUUUUGUAGUUUUUAUUAUGGUUUCAUAUAAAAUUGACAGCAAUGCCCAUUAUUAGAGCAAAAAUAGUGAAAUGGCUUUGAUGCUAUGUAACUGAGCAUACCAUUAUUUUUUAAUAUUCCUUUAUUGGAUCUUAAUUUUUGCCUGCCCAAUAUUGGAACUUGCUCCGUCGUUACGCUCAGAAGCCUAAAAUUUGAGCACUUAAUUUUGAAGAAAAUCAUGCUUUUUAGUUUUGUUUAUUCGGGCUGAGCGAUAGUUUCAUAACUUUUAAGUUAUUUAGUUUCUUACCUAUGGAGUGUAGUAAUAAAAUGCAAAAGCAAAAUGAAA
Molecule: messenger RNA, 5233 nt
Organism: Lytechinus pictus (painted urchin)
Lineage: Eukaryota; Metazoa; Echinodermata; Echinoidea; Temnopleuroida; Toxopneustidae
Product: alpha-(1,3)-fucosyltransferase 11-like
Exons: 2
Coding region: 367-2091 (574 amino acids)
Cellular component (GO): membrane
Molecular function (GO): alpha-(1->3)-fucosyltransferase activity
Source: RefSeq, a predicted model, not a curated record